AUGGCCACAGUUAUUCUUCCAAACCUGUACUCUUUCUUAAGAGCUUACAAGGAAUGCUUUGAUCAAACCGCCUUCGAGAAAGAGGUUGCCAGAGAUUUCGAUAGUCAAGAAAUCACUGAUGCUGCUGCUAGGUAUGAACUUCGUGCUAAGGAACUCUCUAAAAACAAAGAUCAGCUUUUGAAAUUGAUCCAGCACAUUGAUUUAACUACCUUGUCCGGAGAUGAUACUAAGGAUAAAGUAGUUGCUCUUACCAAGAGAGCCCUUGAGCCAGUGUCAGGAUCCAACAUAACUACUGGCUCUAUCUGCGUUUAUCCUCAACGCGUUCAUGAUGUCAAGAACUACCUUAAGAGUGUUGGCAGAAAACUGAACAUCACAGGAGUCGCUGGUGGUUUCCCUUCUGGACAAUACCAUUUGCAAUCCAAGGUUUUGGAAGUUGAGCUCACCGUUGCCGAUGGAGCCAACGAAAUCGAUAUUGUUAUCAGCAGAGCUGCUGCUCUUGAUGAGGACUGGAAGACUGUUUACGAUGAAGUUCUUGCUUUAAAGAAAGCUUGUGGAUCAGCUCAUCUCAAAACCAUCUUGGCUACCGGAGAAUUGAAAACUCUGGAUAAUGUAUACAAAGCUAGUUGGGCCAGCAUCUUAGCCGGAAGUGAUUUCAUUAAGACUUCCACUGGUAAAGAAACAACAAACGCCACUUUGGAAGUUGCUUACGUUAUGUGCCAUGCCAUCAAGCGUUGGUAUGAAUUGACCGGAAAGAAAGUUGGUUUCAAGCCUGCUGGAGGUAUUAAGACUGUGGAAGAAGCGUUCUCUUUCUUGGCCUGUGUUGAAGAGAUCCUUGGCAAAGACUGGGUUACUCCAGACCUUUUCCGAAUUGGAGCUAGCAGUCUCUUGGACAACAUCUUGACUGCUCUUUAG
Molecule: messenger RNA, 912 nt
Organism: Auanema sp. JU1783
Lineage: Eukaryota; Metazoa; Nematoda; Chromadorea; Rhabditida; Rhabditidae
Source: the annotation of a GenBank genome assembly